AAAGUGUUCGUAUUAUAAUAAUUCCUAGGAUUUUGGUGUUAAAAAACUAUAAUGUUAUUUUGACUGAUUUACGAAUAAAUUAAUCAAAAAUUACUAACUGUAAUGUAAAGAAGAAAAGUAAAGUAAUCAAAAUAAGUGGUUACCUUAGAUAACUAUGAAAAGUGUGUGGUUUCUAGUUUUAAGUGCAUUAGCUGUAGGAUAUUGUAUUGAACAUGAUUUUAAGGGGUUUGAUGAUAGUAUACUAUUUGGAAUAAAUUGGCCUGGAGAGAAAGAUGGGCUAUAUGAAACAAUUGACAAGGCUAAUAAGCCUAAGGUUAAGGAAGUAAUACAGGUGAUGACAUCAGAAAAAGAGAAAUAUGAGUGUCAUUUGCCGGAAGUUCAGUCUAAUGAGGCAAUGGACAUUGCUGAGUAUGAUGGGCCUUCACCGAUCAGCUUAUUAAACCCACUAUUUACACAAAAAGUGUGCUCAUUCAGAUUGGAUAGUUACUGGAGUUAUGAAAUAUGCCAUGGGAGGUACAUCAAGCAGUACCAUGAAGAAAGAGAUGGGAAAGAGGUAAGAACUCAAGAGUUCUAUCUUGGUAUAUGGAGUUUAGAGAACCAAAUGAAAUUAGUGGCAGAUUUGAAAUUGGCUAAAGAAAACAAAGUCCCACUAAAAACUACUAAAGUUGAACGAAUGGAUUUACCCUGUGUUGAACUAGUAAUGGAUGGAGGUACAUUAUGUGAUUUGAAUGAUAAACCUCGUAUUACAAGAGUGUUAUACGUAUGUUAUAGUCACGGAAAACAUGAAGUGUACUCCUUCAAGGAGACGGCUACUUGUGAAUAUGAAAUUAUUAUUUUAUCCCCUCUUCUGUGUGAACAUCCACAAUUUAAACCUAAAGAUGUCAGCGAGAAUGAAAUCAAUUGUUACCCAUUAAUGGGUGCACCGAAAAAACCUGCAGAUUUAAUGAAAAUGGAAUUCGAUGAUAUGAAAUUCCGUUAUGAUACUCUGAAGAUAUCUAAUAAAGAUGAGGAUUCUAAGGAUAUCGUUGCUGUCUUGAAAGUUGAGAAAAUAGAUAAGGACGGGGAGACACACCUGAAGUUCGAGUUGCACCCUCUGAGCGAGGACGAGUUGAGCAGCGAGGGCAAGGCGGCGCACGAGGCGCAGGCGCAGGCGCAGGCGCAGCUGGCGGCGGACAGGCCCACCGUCAUGGACGACUCGCCAGUCAGAGCUUUCCUUAACGGCGAGAAUUGUUUGAUAGGAGGUACAGGUUGGUGGAAAUACGAGUUUUGUUACGGAGAACACGUGAUUCAGUAUCAUGUAGACAGGACUGGAGAGAAAACAACUUUAUUGCUCGGAAAAUUCAACGAGGAGGCACAUCUGGAGUGGAUCAAAGAGAAUAGAGGCAAAGCCCCUAAACCAGUUGAUGUUCGCACUUCUGUUACACAUUUCUAUUCCGGGGGUGAUGUUUGCGAUAAAACCGACAAACCUAGACAGACUGAAGUGAAAUUAAAAUGUCUAGAAAAUUCUUCCAGUCCGGCACAAGUGUCACUUUAUCUUCUGGAGCCGAGAACAUGUCACUACAUACUUGGUGUGGAAUCUCCCAUUAUAUGUGACAUAUUGCCUUUUGCGGAUGAAAAUGGUCUCAUAAAAUCCACUAAGAUUAAAUCAGAAGAACCCAAAGUCAAAGAAACAAAUAAAGUGUCUGAAGAUAGUGAUGUAAAGGAUAAAGUUGUCGAUAAGUUUGGUUAUGAUUAAAUAAUAAAUUAUUUUAUUUGAA
This is a messenger RNA of Papilio polytes (common Mormon), 1757 nucleotides long. Its product is annotated as endoplasmic reticulum lectin 1. The record is from RefSeq and is a predicted model, not a curated record. The transcript has 8 exons. The coding region runs from base 155 to 1735 and encodes 526 amino acids. NCBI's taxonomy places the organism in Eukaryota, Metazoa, Arthropoda, Insecta, Lepidoptera, Papilionidae. Gene Ontology annotation, biological process: retrograde protein transport, ER to cytosol; endoplasmic reticulum unfolded protein response. Gene Ontology annotation, cellular component: endoplasmic reticulum lumen.